Molecule: messenger RNA, 2413 nt
Organism: Physella acuta
Lineage: Eukaryota; Metazoa; Mollusca; Gastropoda; Physidae
Product: antiviral innate immune response receptor RIG-I
Cellular component (GO): cytoplasm
Molecular function (GO): ATP binding; nucleic acid binding
Source: RefSeq, a predicted model, not a curated record
UCGGUAUUGUGAGAACAGUUCAAAAGUAAAAGCUAGGCCUAUUCUCAAAGAAUAUAUUCUAGGUCUAGAUCUCAUCGUAGCAGAUUGCAGAAUUCAGCAUACUAUUAACUAUUUAAUAACAAAUAAAUAGUUUGCCACAUAGGCCCUCUACUUAUCCUUUCUAUUACGAUUCAUAAUCACCAAGAAAAAAAUAAUUUUAAAAAAUCGAGAUAUUUUUUUAGCCCUUAGGAUUUUACUUAGGCGUGAUGAUAUGAUUGUGACUGUGUUUUUACAAUAGUCAAUAUAUUGAAUAUAGUUGUGCAAGCUGUGUCUACCACAUACAUUUAUCACUGGGACUAAAUCUUUGCUAUAAACACAUUCAAUUAAUCAAAAUUCAUUAGUAUUGACAAGCUAGCUGUCGUUCUUUGCUCAAAGCCAUAAGAAAAACUGCAACAAAAGGAAAAUGAGUUCUAAACCAAAGCAGUUUAAGUUUGCAAAUAGUAAUGAACAAUCUAAACUGGCAGACGAAGAUAAGACAGAGUUUAUUGAUAAAACACUUCGCAAAACUCCCCGCAAUGUUGGUCCACUCAUCCCUGAUCAAUGCCAUCUAAAACCAGUACAUGGUCCUCCUAGUGUUGUUAGUGAUUUUUCUAGUGUAUGUGCUGAUUCAACUGAACAAAGUGACACUUUUGCAGAAAAUAAUAAAGAAGCUGAUUUACCAGCAAAUAAUACUGAACUGCUGGAUACUCAGCCACUUCUUAUGAAUGCCGCACAAAUAUUAGGACAUGCAAGUAACAAUUUUGAGCACAUUGAUGCACAACAUCUGAGGACAUAUCAAUUGGAAUUGGCAGAAAAGGCAGCCACAAAGGGCUUAAAUACAAUUAUAUGUGCACCAACAGGCUCUGGAAAGACUUUGGUUGCAGCAUACAUAAUUUUUGAUCAUUUAACAAACCAUGAAGCUACUGGUACAAAAAAGAAAGUGGCAUUUUUGGCAAAAACAAUACCCUUGGCAACUCAGCAGCAUAAAGUUUUAAGUGAUUAUCUUCCUAAUUGUUUCAAGACAGCAAUUCUUACUGGAGAGAGCAAAGAUAACUUAAACCUCAUAAGUGUUCUUAAUGCAAAUGAUGUUGUUGUGAUGACACCUAUGAUACUGCAGAAUAAUAUACAGUUUAAAGACUUUCAGUUAAAUGAGUUUUCACUUUUGAUAUUUGAUGAAUGUCAUCAUACUCGCAAAGGGGAAACAUACAAUACUCUAAUGAACUGCUACAUCAAUCUCAAACAUAAAGAAGACACACAUACUCACAUGGAAAGCCUACCUCAGGUUGUUGGUCUUACUGCUUCAGUUGGUGUUGAAAAAGCAAACAAUUUAGAUCAAGCUGUCAGUAGUAUAAUUUCACUCAUGGGCAACCUUGAUGUGUACAAACUCUCUAUAGUAGAAGAUAACAUAGAUGAUUUGGAAAACUUUGUACCAAAACCAGACGAUUGUGUUCCUGAAAGAUUGGAAAAACAAGAAGAGGAUGAAUGUAUUAAAAAAGUUUAUUCAAUUAUGAUGAAGCUUGAAGAACAGAUUGACAAGCAUGCUCUAGAACUAAAUAAUCAGAAGGUUUUAGAUUUGUUAGAAACAAAGCCAACAGACAGAAAAAGUCAAAAUUAUGGGCAAUGGGUUGUUCAAUUAAACAAUGCAGCAACAACACACCCCAUCAGUGAUCUAGAGGGAGAGACCAAUAUGAAUGUUAGAACACUGAUAAUCAUUUCAGAAUAUUUAAAGGUGUACAACUUCGCAUUGGAAACCCAUGAUUUAGUCGAGCUCAGAGAUGCAAUGCCAUAUUUGUCAAACAGUUUUGAUAAAUUCAACCAUUACAAAAAUAAACCCCAAGACGAAGCUACUUUUUAUAGAUAUUUUGAAGAAUUGGUUGAAUUAGUGGAAAAUGGACAGGGAGAAGAAAACCCAAACCUUUUAACCCUAUCUAACACAUUAGAAGAAAGACUAAUUAAUAAAGGAGUAAAUUCGCGCGGAAUCAUUUUUGUUAGGACACGAGCUCUUGCAGAAGCUCUUGUGUCUUGGCUGAACAGAGGCAACAAAAGUUUUCUAAAUGCUUCAGUUUUAACUGGAACAAAUGUUAGUGAAGCUCUGGGAGGAUUGUCACAACAGGCACAGAAACAGAUUAUUGAAAAUUUAAGACUGGAGUUAUUAGACUUCUUGUAGCUACUUCUGUUGCUGAGGAAGGUCUUGAUAUUCCACUCUGCAAUUUAGUUAUCCGAUACAAUCACAUUGGCAAUGAAGUUACCACCUUGCAGACUCGAGGAAGGUGCAGGAAAGAAGGUGGAGCUACAGUUCUCUUAGCUACAGAAGAUGUUAUAAAAAGAGAACAAAGUAACAUAGAGAGAACUAAAAUAAUGGAAGAGGCUAUUAAUGUAAUCAAUCAAAAGGAAU